AUGGCAGGCCCAACGAAUUCUGGAUCAGGUGGAUCCAAGAACAGUAUUAAGAUAUUUGCAAAUAUUUUCAUUUCAUUCAUAGGAGCGGGUAUUUUGGGAUUGCCAUUUGCUUUUAAAGAGGCUGGAAUACUUGAAGGGGCCCUGAUAAUGACAUUUGUAGGCUUUAUAAGUGUUAAGGCUAUGUUACUGAUAAUAGAUUGUAAAUAUCAGUUGAUGGGUAAGAAAUUAGAUAGUAAUACUGAAAGAUCUUAUAUUCAUACUGAUGAUGGUUUGACUGAGGGACAUGAAGAGGAAUAUAAAGAAUUAAUUAAUGAAGGAGAAAUGAUGAUUCGAGUUAAAGACCCACCUAAACCAAUUGGAGAUGAUUUAACCUAUGGUGAUGUAGGAUUCCAUGCUAUGGGGCCUAUAGGAAAGCUGUUAGUUGAUAUGGCAAUUGUUAUUUCACAAACUGGUUUCUGUUGUGCCUAUCUAAUAUUUAUAGUUAAAAAUUUAUCAGACUACAUUACAGGAGUCAGCAUAUUCAGUUGGUUAGCUAUCUUACUACCUCCUUUAACUUUACUCACAUUAAUAAGACAUUUGAACAGUUUAGCUUUAUCUAGUUUGAUGGCACAGGUUUCCAAUAUUUUUGCAUUUGGUGUUGUAUUUUGGUUUGAUUUUGAACAUCUUUAUACAGUAAGAAUCCAUCCCAAAGAAAUGUCCAUAAAAGGUUUUCCAUUUUUCUUGGCUAUAGCUAUUUAUUGUUAUGAGGGUGCUGGUAUGAUAUUAUCAUUAGAAUCAUCUGUUGCUCAGGAAAAACGACACAAAUUUAAAAAAAUAUUUAUAAUAUCUAUGGUAUUAGCUACAACAUUAUAUAUUACAUUUGGUUCUGCAGGAUAUCUGUCAUUUGGUCCACAGACUAAUCCAAUUAUUACUUUGAAUUUACCAAAAGGUAGUUCUGUAGAUUUUAGUAUGGUUGUAAAGUCAUCAUUAUGUUUAGCUCUGUUAUUUACAUACCCAGUAAUGAUGUUUCCUGUGAUGAAAAUAUUAGAAAGAAUUUUAAUAGCUGAUGCUGACAAACAUUAUUGGAGAGGGAAUAUAUUACGAUGUAUUAUGGUGUCAUUAACUGGUAUAAUUGUGGUCUUAAUACCAAGUUUCUCUAAUUUAAUGGCAUUAAUUGGUUCAACAUGUUGUACCUUACUAGCAUUUAUUUUACCUGGUGUCUUCCAUUUAUAUAUAUUUAAAGGGUCCUUAACAAGGUCUCAGAAAUUUUUAGACUAUUUUUUGAUAUUGAUGGGAAUUGUAGGAUCUGUAGUAGGUUUAUGGGAUGCAUUAAAAAGGUUAUCUGAAGGUGAAGAUGAGGAUUUAGAGGUGGUUGAAAAAGUCAUCACAACAUUAUCAACAGUUACUAAUAAUACCAUGAUCUCACUUACAGAACAUCUAAAACUUACAACCCGAGAAAUACUAAAAAAUACAACUAGUUAA
This is a messenger RNA of Lottia gigantea (owl limpet), 1461 nucleotides long. RefSeq lists its product as hypothetical. Bases 1 to 1461 code for a protein of 486 amino acids. The record is from RefSeq and is a predicted model, not a curated record. Gene Ontology annotation, cellular component: vacuolar membrane. NCBI's taxonomy places the organism in Eukaryota, Metazoa, Mollusca, Gastropoda, Lottiidae. The transcript has 17 exons. Gene Ontology annotation, molecular function: amino acid transmembrane transporter activity. Gene Ontology annotation, biological process: amino acid transmembrane transport.